UCGCCUCGCGAUGAACUGCGCAUGUGCGGGCCGUCAACGCAAAAGGCACUGCUUCGAUAUAGUGUUUUUUUGACGAAUUUCGAGUAAUAACACGUUAAUCCAUUGAAGACAUUGUCUCGAAUCUAGGUAUUGCCUUUCGAAAAUUAACAAAUAAGUAAUAUUUUUUCACUUCUUUCAUUUACUUCUCCAACCCCAAACCCCGGCCUGGUCUACUUAGUCUGCUUCGAACGCUUGCGCUUUUGCGUCUCUGGGUUUAGAAACUCUGUGUCCACACCUUGGCUCACACACCGCGACGCAAGGUGACGUUCAAUUGCACCGACGUCAAACGUUUCCCUCCACCAUGCGUAUUAAAUGUAUUGUUGUUGGAGUGGUUGUUAUGACUGGACAAGGCCUCGGUUUAAAUUAGGAGACCCCGCCGUCGCUGCCACGGUAGACCUGCCGAUGGAGGGCAUGGACAUAGACCUGGACCCGGAGCUCAUGCAGAAAUUCAACUGUAUGGGCACCACUGACAAGGAUGUCCUCAUCUCAGAGUUCCAAAGACUGCUGGGGUUCCAACUCAACCCGGCAGGAUGCGCCUUCUUCCUUGACAUGACCAACUGGAAUCUACAGGCAGCCAUCGGUGCAUAUUAUGACGUUGAGAGUCCCAGCAUCAACACACCAUCCAUGUCUUUUUUGGAGGAUGUGACGAUUGGUGAGGGAGAGUCUGUUCCCCCCGACACACCGUUCACAAAGACCUGGAGGAUACAGAAUACAGGUGCAGAGUCCUGGCCACCCGGGGUAUGUCUGAAGUACAUUGGAGGGGACCAGUUUGGCCACAUCAACAUGGUGAUGGUGCGCUGUCUAGACCCCCAGGAGAUCUCAGACGUCAGUGUGCAGAUGCACAGCCCUGUGUCACCUGGCAUGUACCAGGGCCAAUGGAGGAUGUGCACAGCCACAGGACUGUUUUACGGAGACGUGAUCUGGGUGAUCCUCAGUGUAGAGGUGGGGGGCCUUUUGGGCGUGACACAGCAGCUGUCCUCCUUCGAGACAGAGUUCAACACGCAGCCGCACCGCAACGUGGAGGGAGACUUCAACCCCUUCGCCUCGCCACAGAAGAGCAAACACAACUCCGGAGACCACAACAACUUGAAAGACCCUGGAGGAGCCUGGGAGGGCACGCAGGACGCCAUCCAGCAAGAUCAAAACGGACUGUCUCACAAUGCUGUAAAUAGAGCAUCGAAUGGGCUCCAAAGCAAUCUAUCAGUAGUGACUUACAGUCAGGGUAUUCAUGGCCCCUAUCCGUUUGGCCAGAGUUAAAAAGAUGGAGAUCCAGGCGGUGCUGAACUAACCUGGGUAUGUUGAGGCAGGGGCACCGGAGAGGGGAGUGACACAUUUCAUACAGACUCCAGACAACCCUCUUCCUUGCCCCCAAUCCACCAAAACACAAGCUACAGAGAGAACAAGGACGCACCUACCCCAGCGAAUAACCCCCUACCAACAUCAUCAGCACCCUCCUGAGAUCAGUAUGUGUAAAUGCUACAUAAUGAGUGCUAUAAAUCCUUUAAAAAAGUUGCAUACUACUACACAGCUGUUUUUUAGUUUUCUUUCGUAUUUUUAGCUGUCAACACACCUCAAUGAGUAAGGACUGCUGGAUGAGUUUAGCAAAGGGAUGGAUGCGUGUGAGCUUGAGCAAAUGACGUGUGAGUGAAAAAAGCCAUCUAAAACUAUUUUGCCUGUUGAGCAAUUGUACAGUUGAAGUCGGAAGUUUACCUACACUUAGGUUGGGGUCAUUCAAACUCGUUUUUCAACCGUUCCACAAAUUUCUUGUUAAAUAACUAACGUUUUGGCAAGUUAGUUAGGACAUCUACUUUGCGUGACACAAGUUAUUUUUCCAAAAAUUGUUUACAGACAGAUUAUUUCAUUUACAAUUCACUGUAUCACAAUUCCAGUGGGUCAGAAGUUUACAUACACAAAGUUGACUGUGCGUUUAAACAGCAUGGAAAAUUCCAGAAAAUGAUGUCAUGGCUUUAAAAGUUUCUGAUUGCUAAUUGACAUCAUUUGAGUCAAUUGGAGGUGUAUCUGUGGAUGUAUUUCAAGGCCUACCUUCAAACUCAGUGCCUCUUUACUUGACAUCAUGGG
This is a messenger RNA of Oncorhynchus mykiss (rainbow trout), 2118 nucleotides long. RefSeq names its product protein ILRUN. Gene Ontology annotation, cellular component: phagophore assembly site. The record is from RefSeq and is a predicted model, not a curated record. Gene Ontology annotation, biological process: macroautophagy. NCBI's taxonomy places the organism in Eukaryota, Metazoa, Chordata, Actinopteri, Salmoniformes, Salmonidae. Gene Ontology annotation, molecular function: ubiquitin binding.